AUGGCGCUCGGCAUGACAGCCGGGUGCCCAGUGCGCAUGAGCGAGAAGCACUUGCUCUUUGUGAUUGGUCCGGCGGCUUCUGGGAUCUGUCGUGUCCCAGGUACCGCCUUACCAUUCACAAAAAGCAUCGCUUCUUGCGCAUGCGCACUUGGCACCCAGCUGUCAUGCCCACGCCAUUACAGAAGCCGGGAAGACAGCGCGCGGCUGGAUCGAGGAACAGGUAAGAUCAAAGAACAACUCCGUGGAAGAGCGGGUACCUGUCAAAUUCAGGUACCCGCUCCCCACCUCCCCAAAGGUCAGCAGUCAUCUGUA
Messenger RNA from Staurois parvus, 312 nucleotides. The record is from the annotation of a GenBank genome assembly. Lineage: Eukaryota; Metazoa; Chordata; Amphibia; Anura; Ranidae.